Emys orbicularis (European pond turtle) is the source of this 854-nucleotide messenger RNA. RefSeq names its product thioredoxin related transmembrane protein 1 (gene TMX1). The coding region runs from base 1 to 852 and encodes 283 amino acids. The transcript is spliced from 8 exons. Gene Ontology annotation, cellular component: endomembrane system. NCBI's taxonomy places the organism in Eukaryota, Metazoa, Chordata, Testudines, Emydidae. The record is from RefSeq and is a predicted model, not a curated record. Gene Ontology annotation, molecular function: disulfide oxidoreductase activity.
AUGGCGGCCUCCGUGAGGCGCUGCGCCGUGGCCUGGCUGGUCCCCGCCGCGGGGCUGCUGGCGCUGCUGGCCGGCCCGGGGGCGCUGGGGAAGCGGAGUGAAGUGACGGUGCUGACGGACGGGACGUGGCGGCAGCUGCUGCAGGGCGAGUGGAUGAUUGAAUUUUAUGCUCCCUGGUGUCCUGCCUGUCAGAACCUGCAGCCUGAAUGGGAAAAGUUUGCUGAAUGGGGGGAAGAUCUUGAAAUUAACAUUGCAAAAGUGGAUGUCACAGAACAGCCAGGUCUGAGUGGGCGAUUUGUCAUAACAGCACUUCCCACUAUCUAUCAUUGUAAAGAUGGAGAGUUUAGGAGGUACCAGGGCCAAAGAACUAAAAACGACUUCAUAAAUUUCAUCAGUGACCAAGAAUGGAAGUCUGUUGAACCAGUUUCUUCUUGGUUUGGUCCUUGCUCUGUCCUGAUGAGCAGUAUGUCUGCUUUGUUUCAGUUGUCCAUGUGGAUCAGGAAUUGCCACAAUUAUUUUACAGAAAAAGUUGGUAUGCCAGUUUGGGGAUCAUAUGCUAUUUUUGCAUUGGCAACUCUGUUUUCAGGACUGAUACUUGGACUUAUCAUGGUAUUUUUAGCAGACUGUCUCUGUCCAUCCAAAAGGCACAGACCGCAGCAGCAUCACUAUCAAAAAAAAUUAGCACCAGAAUCAGCCCGGCUCUUGAAAAAACUGGAUGAAGAACAAGAAGCAGAUGAGGAGGAUCUUUCAGAUGAUGAAGCAGAGGAUAAAGAGUUAGCAGACAGAAACUCUUCAACAAAUGCUGUAAGACAGCGUCCUGUGAACCUUGCUGCUGCCACAGAUAAAUCAUAGUU